GUUCUUGCUUAGCCGUUUGAGACGAAUCAGUUGUUUGAUUCCGUCUUUAUUUUUAUAUUUGUUUAUUAAAAAAUAUUUGAUUGUAAAAAUAUUGCUGGAGACCAUGCAGCGUGGGAAAAUCUCAUUUGGCAAGAUUCAAUUAAAUGUGAAUAAGCCAGCUCCUGCCCCUGCUGCCUCUGACAAGGAGGAGAGCAAUGAAGGUGCAGGAGAUUCAGCUGCCGGCGGCGGCUUUAAGAAAAUUGAUAAGAUACAAAUGAUACAACAAAUCGAAGAUGUAGCCGAAGAUCUAGAGAGUCAACACCUAAAAGAAGUGAUGGGCAUCAGUGGUUUUGGCCGGAAGGCAGCCAAAGUUUUUGACAUCAAUGAACAGAUAGCCAAGGCACGAGUCACACGGCCUGGUCACCAUAAGAAAACAGCGGAGAAGGACGAGGAGGAAGAUAAUGACGACGUAAUAGGUCCACAGCCACCAUCACUGAAUGCGAAUGCAGCUGAGAACACAAAAUCAUCUGAAGAUGCCUCGGAACAGUCUAAGGAACAGGACUCUGAUGAAGAUUCCGAUGACGAUGGUGAGGAUUCUGAUGAUGAGCAGAGCCUGGCCCGCCGCAUACCCUACACCCACGAGGUACAGAUGCAGCACGGUUCUCGGGCUGUGCUUGCCUUAGCCGGCGAUCCAUCCGGUGCCCGUGUGGUGUCUGGUUCCAUUGAUUACGACAUGUGCUUUUGGGAUUUCGCUGGUAUGGACUCGUCCAUGCGCAGCUUUCGUCAGCUCCAGCCUUGUGAGAAUCAUCCCAUUCGAUCGCUUCAGUAUUCAGUGACGGGGGACAUGAUUUUGGUCAUUUCGGGCAAUGCCCAGGCUAAAAUUCUAGACCGUGAUGGAUUCGAGAAAUUGGAGUGUUGCAAGGGCGAUCAGUAUAUAUCAGAUAUGUCCAAGACUAAAGGUCAUGUGGCUCAGUUGACAUCUGGGUGCUGGCAUCCCUUCAAUCGGGAGCAAUUCCUUACCGCAGCACUUGAUGGCACAUUAAGAAUUUGGCAAGGUAUCAAAAGCAAGGAGCAGUUUCAAGUCAUCAAGACACGGGCCCAGGGAGGAUUGAGAACUAAUGCCUCGGCUUGCUGCUUCAAUCGGGAUGCCACACUUAUAGCCGCCGGUUGUGUGGAUGGUUCCAUUCAGACUUGGGAUACACGCAAAAUGUUUGUGAAUACAACCCACUGCGUGAGAGGAGCUCAUCAAAAAGGCGCAGAGAUCAGUUCAAUUGUAUUCUCCUACAUGGGUCAACAAUUGGCCACCAGAAGCAAUGAUGAGACCAUGAAAUUGUGGGAUUUGCGGCAGUUCAAGCAACCGCUUCACACAUGGACAAAUCUCUUCUCGCGCUAUGACACCACCGAUUGCUGUUUCAGUCCCGAUGAUCGUCUCCUGGUCACUGGUGAAUCGCUACCCAAGGGCCAAAAAGAGGCCAAUCUUUAUUUCUACAGUACAAAGAGCUACGAUGAAGUUCAACGCAUUCCCGUGGCCAGUUCACAUGUCAUCAAAACGCUGUGGCAUCCGAAACUUAACCAGCUUUUCGUGAGCUGCGGCAAUGGAACAAUCAAAUGCUACUACGAUGAGCAACGUAGCAUACGAGGAGCCAAGCUCUGUGUGGUCAAGACUCAUCGCAAGCGGCAACAAAUCGAAAUGGUCGGCGUAUCACAGAUUCUCACGCCACAUGCUCUGCCUCUGUUUCGUCAAGAGAAAUCACGCUCGUCGCGGAAGAAAAUGGAGAAAGCUCGCAUGGACCCCGUUAAAUCAAAGAGACCAGAUUUGCCCAUCACCAGCGGCCAGGGUGGACGUGUGGCCAGCUCUGGUGGCACUCUCUCCUCAUAUGUCAUCCGCAAUUUGGGUCUUAGCAAGCGUGUGGACGACGAUCAGGAUCCCAGGGAGGCCAUUCUCAAGUUUGCCAAAGAUGCCGCUGAGAAUCCAUAUUGGAUAGCCCCCGCCUAUAAACAAACACAGCCCAAGGCCAUAUUCUCCGAGAAAUUACCCUCCGACGAGUCCGCAGCAGCUCCGGCGGCCAAGAAACCAAAAACGGAAGAUGACAAAUAGUUAGUCUUAGAUAUAAGUUGUCUAAUGGUAAGAAAUAAUUGUAAAUAAAGUUCUCUUAAGUUCAAAUA
Molecule: messenger RNA, 2145 nt
Organism: Drosophila willistoni
Lineage: Eukaryota; Metazoa; Arthropoda; Insecta; Diptera; Drosophilidae
Product: gastrulation defective protein 1 homolog
Exons: 1
Coding region: 104-2077 (657 amino acids)
Biological process (GO): regulation of DNA double-strand break processing
Cellular component (GO): nucleus; site of double-strand break
Molecular function (GO): protein binding
Source: RefSeq, a predicted model, not a curated record